This is a messenger RNA of Tigriopus californicus, 617 nucleotides long. RefSeq lists its product as uncharacterized. NCBI's taxonomy places the organism in Eukaryota, Metazoa, Arthropoda, Copepoda, Harpacticoida, Harpacticidae. Bases 37 to 525 code for a protein of 162 amino acids. The record is from RefSeq and is a predicted model, not a curated record. The transcript has 3 exons.
AAAUUGCUUUCAGACAGACUUCAAACGCCAUUCGGCAUGAGGGCAAAUUCGAAGGGGUUCCUGAGUUUGUUGAUCACUCUGCCAAUCAUUGUGGCCUACAGAGAAGAUUUUUUCCCAGACUCGAAUGGCCUUCAAGAUUAUCGGUAUCUCGCCGGACCUCGAUCCAACCCGGCUUCUCCAAUUAACCCUGGGCGAGCCAAAUUGUCCCUCCCAUCUAAUGUGCUGGGCGAAAUCAAUCUCAAGCAACGAACUGGGGGCGGUAAUUUUGGCGAUCAACCUCAAUUUGGACCCGAGGAGUCGCUCAGAAUCCCAAACACUAUCGAUGAGGUGGCAAGAGACUUGAAGCAAGAAUUCGCCCAACGCCACCCAAGCUUUGGUUCAUUCGGCUAUCCAAUGGGCUCGAUGCAAAUGCCAACCGGAGCCCCAUGGACCUAUCCAAUGCCAAUUCCCAUUCCCUACAUCAUGCCCAUCUAUAUGCCUAUGCCUCAAAUGGGUCUACCUCGGCAACCAACGAUGUGGAAAUGAAUAAAUGACUGCCAGCUUCUUACCAUCUUGAUCACGUUUAUGCGGAUAUAAUGACAUGUUCAUAACUUGGGAUAAUAAAUUUGAUUGCCCAA